This is a messenger RNA of Adineta steineri, 1656 nucleotides long. The record is from the annotation of a GenBank genome assembly. NCBI's taxonomy places the organism in Eukaryota, Metazoa, Rotifera, Eurotatoria, Adinetida, Adinetidae.
AUGUCAGACAACACAUCUUUCAACAAAAAUUCAAGUUCACAAUCAAAACAUCGUGUUUCUCGGCAAGUAUUAUGGUCAUGCAAGUCAUUUGCAAAACAACUCAUUGCACGGAAACCAAUGAAAGAUAUACAAAUCGAAAUUGAAACAAAAAAUGAAAUGCGACGUACAUUAAAUUGGAUACAACUAACUGGAAUAGGUCUCGGUAGUAUUAUUGGUGCAGGAAUCUUUGUAACAAGCGGACAAGCAGCGAAAGAAUAUGCUGGUCCAUCAGUGAUUAUUUCUUUUUUUAUUGCUGGUAUUGUUGCUCUUCUAGCAGCUUUAUCAUUUUCAGAAAUGGCAGUAAUGAUGGCUAGUUCAGGAUCUGCAUACACUUACACUUAUGCAGCCUUAGGAGAAUAUUGUGCUUGGAUUGUUGCGUGCAAUUUAAUUUUAAUCUAUCAAUUGGCAGCGUCUACCAUAGUAGUCAGUUGGAGCACCCGUGUUGUUCAUUUUGUUGGUCUUGUGUCCAAUUUAAAUAUAUCAAACGUAUUUAUUCAAGCACCAUUGGUUGCACAUAAAGAUACGAUAGAUAUUACAGUUACUGGAGAUGUACUAAAUUUACCAGCAAUUGGAAUUACUAUUGCUAUUGCAAUUCUUCUUUUUAUUGGAAUUCGUCAGACAGCAAUCAUUAAUUUAUUGUUUGUCAUUUUCAAAAUUAUUACACUAUUAAUAUUUAUAUUUGCUUGUUGUAAAUAUGUUAAUACUAGUAAUUACUAUCCAUUCAUUCCUUCAAACAAAGGCUCGUUCGAUCUGUUCGGUAUAACCGGUACGCUGAAAGGAGCAACAAUUGUUUUCUUUGCUUAUGUUGGAUUCGAAUCAGUAGCAACUGCAGCUCAAGAAGCUGAUAAACCAUCACGAACACUGCCUAUUUCUCUCAUUGGUUCUCUUGUUAUUUCAAUGCUAAUUUAUUUGGGUGUUAGUACUGUUAUGGUUGGACUUAUUCCAUACAAUUUAAUAGACGAAGAUAAUCCACUUACUGAUGCAAUAAAAGCUACACCUUAUGGUCUUUGGUUAUUGAUUAUUAUGGAUCUAGGUGCUAUUGCAGGUGUCACAACUGUAGCAUUAACUAUUUUACUUUCACAAACUCGUAUAUUUUAUGCCAUGGCUCACGAUGGUCUAUUGCCACCAAUAUUUGCUAGAAUACAUUCUCGUACUAAGACACCAUGGAUUUCGAUACUCAUUAGUGGUACUGUUUGUGCUGUAAUAGCUGGUAUAUGUCCGGUCGAUAUUCUCGGUGAAACUACUUCAAUGAGUGCCUUAAUUAUAUACUUUUUCGUGCAUGUUGAUGUUAUUGUAAUGCGUUAUACACAUUCUGAUAUGCCAAGAACAUUUCAAGUGCCAUUGGGCAAGUGGCUAAUACCAACAGUGGGAGCUCUCUUGUGUCUCCUACUUUUACUGUAUACACCAAGGGCUACCGGCAUCCGAGGUGCUAUCUAUUUGGGAAUUGCGCAUAUUAUUUAUUUUUCAUAUGGCUUUUGGCAUUCUAAGAGACGACUACGAAUAAGACAAGAAUCAAUAACUGAUCGUACUGUAGAUCUUCCAACAGUAGAAAAUAUAUACAUGGAUGCUAUAUACACUGAUCCUGAAACAAACUCAAUCGAAGAAACCACAGCAUAA